Messenger RNA from Anopheles maculipalpis, 3489 nucleotides. RefSeq names its product ran-binding protein 16 (gene Ranbp16). NCBI's taxonomy places the organism in Eukaryota, Metazoa, Arthropoda, Insecta, Diptera, Culicidae. The transcript has 12 exons. Gene Ontology annotation, cellular component: cytoplasm; nuclear pore. Gene Ontology annotation, biological process: protein export from nucleus. The coding region runs from base 95 to 3364 and encodes 1089 amino acids. The record is from RefSeq and is a predicted model, not a curated record. Gene Ontology annotation, molecular function: small GTPase binding; nuclear export signal receptor activity.
GUUACCACUCUUGACUUACGACCAAUCAAUCCAAAGCCUGUGACUGCUGAGAUAUUUCAUUGUCGUUAACCGUAAAAAACUGCAUUCGAUCGUCAUGGAGCCAGAAUUGCUUGAAAUACUGUGCAAACAGUUCUACGAAUCACGCGAUGCCCAACGACGGGCGGAAGCGGAAAAGGUACUGUACCACUUCCAGGAUGAUCCCGAUGCACUGUCCAAGUGCCAAACGCUGCUGGAUCGUGCGAACUCGAGCUUCUCGCAACUGUUUGCCACAACCAUCCUGACGAAGCUGGUGACGAAAAACAUACAGGUGUUGCGGAUGCAGCAGCGAGUGGACAUACGAAACUACGUGCUGAACUAUUUGGCGACCCGUCCGAAUCUGCAGCCGUUCGUUAUACAAGCGUUAAUAUCGCUGCUCGUGAAAAUAACGAAGCUCUGCUGGAUUGACAUGUACGAGCAGGAGUACGUGUUCCAAAAUAUUCUGCAAGAUGUGAAGGAGUUUCUCGGCGGAUCCGUGGAGCACUGCGUAAUUGGAGUACAAAUUCUGUCGCAACUGACCGUGGAGAUGAACCAACAGUCGGAAGCGGCCUGCAAUCUCACCUUUCCCAAGCAUCUGCGCAUCACGAGCCUGUACCGUGACAAGAUGCUGUACGAUAUUUUCAUACUGGCGUGCACGUUGCUUAGCCAGGCGAAAGAUAAUGUUUGCAAAAAUUUGGCCUGUUUGGAUGAAGCUCAACAGGGACUGUUUACGCAUCUGCUAGAGCUGGCACGGAAUUGUUUGAGCUACGAUUUCGUCGGCGCUACGGCUGACGAAUCGUCGGAUGAUAUCGCUACGGUACAGAUACCGCCCAACUGGCGGCCAGCAUUUUUGGACUCGGAAUCCGAUUCGUUGAAGCUGUUCUUCGAUCUGUACCACAUACUUCCGACGCAUCUGUCCAGCUUGGCACUAUCCUGUCUGGCCCAGAUCACAUCAAUUCGGCGUUCGAUUUUUAGCAAUCCGGAGCGUAUCAAGUUUCUCACCAAGCUAGUGAAGGGUGCGACGGAUAUUCUCAAAACGUCACACGGGUUGAGCGAUCCGGAAAACUACCACGAGUUUUGCCGACUACUGGCCCGGCUUAAAUCCAACUAUCAGCUCAGUGAGCUCGUGAUCGUGGAAAACUACCCGGAAGCGAUUCAGUUGAUAGCCAAGUUUACGGUACAAUCGUUGCAAAUGUGGCAAUCAGCACCGAAUAGCAUCCAUUAUUUGCUGUCUCUAUGGCAGCGGCUGAUCGCGUCACUGCCGUACGUGAAAUCGCCCGAGCCGCAUUUCCUAGAAACGUACACGCCGGAAGUGACGAAAGCGUUCAUUACCUCGAAGCUGGACGCCGUCCCUGUGAUUGUGCGCGAAGGGCUUGAAGAUCCGGUGGACGAUACGGAUGUGGUGCAGCAGCAGCUGGAACAAUUUUCUACCAUUGGGCGCUGUGAGUACGACAAAACGUGUGCACUGUUGGUGCAGCUGUUCGAUCAAACGGCCAACCGGUACCAAGAGAUACUGUCCAGCCCAACGACCGCAAAUCAUAUCGAUUUGCAAAUCUGUGAAGGUCAGCUCACGUGGCUGGUGUACAUCAUUGGAGCAUCGAUCGGUGGCCGGAUUGCGACACCUUCGUGCGACGACCAUGACGUGCUGGAAUGCGACAUUAUCAUACGAGUGUUGCAGCUGAUGACGCUAACCGAUUCGCGGUUGCCACAGUGUGGAUGCGAAAAGCUGGAACUAGCCUUUAUGUACUUUUUGGCGCAUGUACGCAGGAUUUACAUCACGGAGCACAUGCAGAAGUUGAAAAUGUUCCCGCGUCUGUCGGAGAUACUGGGAGUGAGUGACGACGAUAUGACCAUGCUGACGGUUACAAGUCGAAAGAUUAUAACAAACCUGAAAUAUUUGGGUAACUCGGAGCCGGUGCUACGAAAGACGCUUGCUUUGUUAAAUGACCUUACCCUAAUCUGCUCUUCCGUGCGAAAGCUCAUCAAAUUAGACGAGAUCCAGUUUAUGUUAAACAAUCGUACGCGUGAACACUUUUCAUUCUUAGGUUCUGGUACGGUAGCUGCCACACGAUGCCGCAGCAUGUUCUACACCUGUCUAGGCCGUUUGCUGAUGAUGGAUCUCGGUGAAGACGUGGAACGUUUCAACACCUUCAUGAUGCCGCUAACGAAAACGAUCGAAAACAUCAUCAUGAUGAACUUUCCAAGUGAAGAAGCCAAGAAGGAGCUGAUAGGAUUGUCACGCGAUUUACGAGGAUUGGCCUUAGCGUUCAAUGCUAAAAUGCCGUACAUGAUGCUGUUUGAUUGGAUCUAUCCCGACUAUUCGCCCAUCUUAAUUCGAGCAGUGCAAAUGUGGGCUCACGAUCCUACGGUCACGACACCAGUGCUGAAGCUAUUCACCGAACUAGUCUACAACCGAUCGCAGCGUUUGGUGUUUGAUGUCUCUAGUCCAAACGGCAUCCUGCUCUUCAGAGAAACGUCCAAGUUGAUCUGUUGUUAUGGUGAAAGUAUGCUAUCACUAAAUGUGCCCAGCGAACAGAUGUAUCCCAUGAAGCUGAAAGGCAUUUCGGUGUGUUUUCAAAUGCUGAAGCAAAUCCUCAGUGGAAACUACGUCAAUUUUGGCGUGUUCAAGCUGUACGGCGAUAAUGCACUAGAUAAUGUGCUUAACAUGACCGCUAAGCUGAUAUUGACCAUCCCGCACGAGGAUAUACUUGUUUACCCGAAACUAUCGCUAUCGUACUACACGCUUAUACAGUGCUUGGCCCAGGAUCACAUCUCAUACCUAUCCACGCUCGAACCACCGCUAUUUUUGUACAUUCUAGAAAGUAUAUCCCAAGGAUUGAAUGCAUUAGAAACUGUCAUUUGUUCAUCUUGUUGCCAAACGUUGGAUCACAUUGUGACGUACAUUUUCAAGCAGCUACAACUGAAUGUAUCUACAUUCCCGAACAAAAAACAUCGCCAGGUAGUUCCGCCAGAAAAUAACAUGUUUUUGAAGGUAAUGGAACUGCAUCCCGAAAUCCUGCAGGGUCUACUAUCGACCAUGAUGAAUAUAGUAAUGUUCGAGGACUGCAAACAUCAUUGGUCCAUGUCCCGUCCGUUGCUCGUGUUAAUACUGUUGUACGAGGAUUGCUUUCGUCGAAUCCGUGAAACACUCAUCCAGUCCCAACCUGUAGCUAAACAGCAAAACAUGGCACGUUUAUUUGAAUUGCUGAUGGAUGGUAUCGAGCGAAACCUGUUAAUUCAGAAUCGGGACAAAUUCACACAGAACCUUUUGCAGUUCCGUCGGGACAUGAAUGCAUCACUCAAGAUUACACCGCAGCCUAACUCGACGGCAAAUGAAAUGGACGAUUAAAACGAGGAACUGCAGUUGGUCAGUGUUGCAGUACAGUCAUACCCAGCAGCAUUGAUUGAACUCGAGAUACAAGAAGGAAACAGUGUUAUCCUUUUUGAUGUUUAAAGUUACUGUAUGAUGGAAAA